Manis pentadactyla (Chinese pangolin) is the source of this 6989-nucleotide messenger RNA. It is a transcript of the gene RAB3GAP2, whose product is annotated as RAB3 GTPase activating non-catalytic protein subunit 2. Gene Ontology annotation, biological process: regulation of GTPase activity. The coding region runs from base 138 to 4319 and encodes 1393 amino acids. Lineage: Eukaryota; Metazoa; Chordata; Mammalia; Pholidota; Manidae. The record is from RefSeq and is a predicted model, not a curated record. The transcript is spliced from 35 exons.
UGGGGACCCAUGCGUGACCGCUUCCGGCUUGGUUUCCCCGCCCCUACGUGGCUCUGGCUGGUAGUCUUGGCUGUGCCAGGAGUGGCGGAGCCGGCGGCAGUGGUGAAGUGAGGGCCCGGGCGGGGCUCCCGGGAGCCAUGGCCUGCUCUAUUGUCCAGUUCUGCUCCUUCCAGGACCUCCAGGCCGCCCGGGACUUCCUCUUCCCGGGCCUGCGGGAGGGGAGCCCCAGCGGCGCCGCGCGCGGGGACCCCGGUAAAUCAACAAACUGGGAAGAUGAUGGUUGGGGAGCAUGGGAAGAAACUGAACCCCAAGAACCUGAUGAAGAAGGAAAUACUUCCAAAACACAAAAAUCGUCCUGGCUCCAAGACUGUGUCUUAUCCUUAUCUCCUACCAAUGAUCUUAUGGUGAUAGCUCGAGAGCAAAAAGCUGUUUUUCUAGUGCCAAAAUGGAAAUACAGUGAUAAAGGCAAGGAAGAAAUGCAGUUUGCUGUCAGCUGGAGUGGUUCUUUAAAUGUUGAAGAAGGGGAAUAUGUAACCAGUGCCCUAUGUAUCCCACUGGCAAGCCAAAAGAGGAGUUCUACUGGACGUCCUGACUGGACUUGCAUUGUGGUGGGCUUUACUUCCGGUUAUGUUCGCUUCUACACUGAGAAUGGUGUGCUCUUGCUUGCACAACUUUUGAAUGAAGAUUCAGUGUUGCAGCUUAAAUGCCGAACCUAUGAAAUCCCACGACAUCCUGGCGUGACUGAGCAGAAUGAAGAGUUGAGUAUCUUAUAUCCAGCUGCCAUUGUGACUAUUGAUGGAUUUAGCCUUUUUCAGUCUCUUCGUGCUUGUCGAAAUCAGGUAGCAAAAGCUGCAGCAUCAGGCAAUGAGAACAUACAACCACCACCAUUAGCUUAUAAAAAAUGGGGUCUACAAGAUAUUGACACUAUUAUUGAUCAUGCUAGUAUUGGUAUUAUGACUCUGUCCCCUUUUGAUCAAAUGAAGACUGCCUCCAAUAUAGGUGGAUUCAGUGCAGCAAUUAAAAACAGUCCGCCAGCCAUGUCUCAGUACAUCACUGUGGGGUCCAGUCCAUUUACAGGCUUCUUCUAUGCUUUAGAGGGGAGCGCUCAACCAUUGUUAUCUCACGUCGCCCUAGCAGUUGCAAGUAAACUCACUUCCGCUUUAUUUAAUGCUGCCAGCGGUUGGCUUGGUUGGAAAAGUAAGCAUGAGGAUGACGCUGCCCCAAAGCAAAAACCGAAGGUUGAACCAGCUACCCCAUUAGCUGUAAGGUUUGGACUUCCAGAUUCUAGACGUCAUGGUGAAAGUAUAUGUCUGUCUCCAUGUAACACACUGGCGGCAGUAACUGAUGAUUUUGGCCGAGUUAUUUUAUUGGAUGUAACUAGAGGAAUUGCAGUACGCAUGUGGAAAGGCUAUCGGGGUGCACAGAUUGGCUGGAUCCAAAUGGUAGAGGACCUCCACGAGAGAGUACCAGAGAAGGUGGAUUUUCCCCACUUUGGAAAUACUCAGGGUCCAAGUCGAGUAGCUCAGUUCAUUGUGAUCUAUGCACCAAGAAGGGGCAUUUUGGAAGUGUGGAGCACACAGCAGGGACCUAGAGUGGGAGCUUUCAAUGUGGGAAAGCACUGCAGGCUUCUGUAUCCUGGCUAUAAAAUAAUGGGCUUAAAUAAUGUUACCAGUCAGAGUUGGCAGCCACAGACUUACCAGAUCUGUCUGGUUGAUCCAGUGUCUGGAAGUGUGAAAACAGUGAAUGUUCCCUUCCAUUUAGCACUGAGUGACAAGAAGAGUGAACGAGCCAAAGACAUGCACUUAGUGAAGAAAUUAGCAGCCUUACUGAAAACAAAGUCUCCCAAUGUUGAUAUGGUUGAAAAAGAAAUAAAGGAAUUAAUUCUUGAUAUUAAAUACCCUGCAACCAAAAAACAAGCUUUGGAGAGCAUUUUGGCAAGUGAACGCUUACCAUUUUCCUGCCUUAGAAACAUCACUCAGACUUUAAUGGACACUUUAAAAAAUCAAGAGCUUGAGUCUGUUGAUGAAGGAUUGCUGCAGUUCUGUGCCAAUAAACUGAAGUUACUCCAUCUUUAUGAGUCUGUCAGUCAGUUGAAUUCCCAUGGUUUUCAUUCAGACACACCAUUCUCUGAUAAUGACUUGGCUGUGUUACUAAGGCUUGAUGAAAAAGAACUGCUUAAGCUCCAGGCAUUAUUAGAGAAGUAUAAACAAGAGAAAACCAGCACUACGGUCCGAUUUUCUGAUGAUAAGGAUGGUGUGUUGCCUGUAAAAACAUUCCUGGAAUAUUUAGAAUCUGAGAAAGAUGUAGUCAACGUAAAGAAGAUAAACGAAGAAGAAUCUGUGGCUUUAGGCAGUUUCUUUUUUUGGAAGUGUUUGCAUGGAGAAAGUUCCACUGCGGAUGUGUGUUAUACUUUGGAGUCAGCCGGACUCAGCCCUCAGCUGCUGCUGUCUCUGCUCCUGAGUGUUUGGCUUUCUAAGGAAAAAGAUAUUUUGGAUAAACCACAGUCUGUCUGCUGUCUUCAUACAGUGCUGUCUCUGCUGAGCCAGAUGAAAGUGGCCAGCGAAGAGACCUGGGACUCGCAGUCUGUGUCCCCUUGGUGGCAGCAGAUGCGCACAGCCUGUAUUCAGUCUGAGAACAACGGAGCUGCUCUGUUAUCUGCGCGUGUUGGACAUUCUGUUGCUGCACAAAUACCAAACAGUGGGACAGAGAAAAAAUUUUCCCAAACAGUUUUGGGUGCUGAUUCGGAAGCCCUCACUGACUCGUGGGAGGCCCUUUCUCUUGACACUGAGUACUGGAAACUCCUGCUGAAACAACUGGAGGAUUGUCUCCUACUUCAGACUCUGCUUCUUAGCAAAGCAAACACCCGAAUCUCCAAAGUGUCAUUAGUGCAGGCUGAACCCCUCCCGCGGCUUUCUGUUAAAAAGUUAUUAGAAGGCGGAAAAGGUGGCAUUGCAGACAGUGUAGCCAAGUGGAUAUUUAAACAGGACUUCAAUCCUGAAAUAUUAAAACUGGCUAAUAAAGAAAGAGAUGCAGAAAACCCAGAUGAACCCAAAGAAGGUAUUAACAGAGAUUUAUUUGAAGUGUCAGAGGUAGACAUGAACUUAGGAGCCAUACCAGGCUUGCUGCAGUCAGCCUAUAAGCAGUUCCCUUGUAGCCUCGAGCUCGACGUGCUGCACGCGCAUUGCUGCUGGGAGUAUGUUGUUCAGUGGAACAAAGAUCCGGAGGAAGCACGGUUUUUUGUUAGGUCAAUAGAACACUUGAAGCACAUUCUUAAUGCACAUGUUCAGAAUGGCAUUGCGCUGAUGAUGUGGAAUACAUUCUUGGUUAAAAGGUUUUCUGCUGCUACAUACUUGAUGGAUAAGGUUGGAAAAUCACCAAAGGAUAGGUUAUGCCGAAGGGAUGUGGGGAUGAGUGAUACAGCAAUGACGUCUUUCCUUGGCUCCUGCUUGGAUCUUCUUCAGACUUUAAUGGAGGCAGAUGUUAGCAGGGAUGAGAUGCAAGUGCCCGUCCUGGACACUGAGGAUGCUUGGCUUGCUGUGGAAGGACCAAUCUCGAUAGUGGAGCUGGCCCUGGAACAGAAGCACAUCCACUACCCGCUGGUGGAGCACCAUUCGGUCCUGUGCUCCGUCUUAUAUGCGGUCAUGAGGUUUUCUCUGAAGACUGUGAAGCCGCUUUCACUUUUUGACAGUAAGGGGAAAAAUGCAUUUUUCAAAGACCUAACUUCAAUUCAGUUAUUACCUAGUGGGGAAAUGGAUCCAAAUUUUAUUUCUGUACGACAACAGUUUUUACUGAAAGUUGUCAGUGCAGCUGUCCAAGCCCAACAUUCAAUCACAAAGGACAAAGAUUCCUCAGAAGAGGCACUGACCACUCCUUUUGGGAAAGACCAAGACUGGCCAGUGCUGGCAGUGGAUCUGGCCCAUCACCUUCAAGUCAGUGAAGAUGUUGUUAGAAGGCAUUACGUGGGGGAGCUCUACAGCCAUGGAGCUGACCACCUGGGGGAAGAGGCCAUCCUCCAGGUUCAUGACAAGGAGGUCCUGGCCUCUCAGCUGCUGGUGCUGACAGGGCAGAGGCUGGCCCAGGCGCUCCUCCACACCCAGACGAAGGAAGGGAUGGAGCUGCUCGCCAGACUGCCGCCCACCCUCUGUACCUGGCUGAAAGCCAUGGACCCCCAAGAACUUCAAAACAGAGAAGUGCCAAUUGCAACAACAGCUAAACUAGUAAAUAAAGUAAUUGAGCUUUUACCAGAAAACCAUGGACAGUAUAGUUUAGCCUUACACCUCAUUGAAGCCGUGGAAGCCAUACCUGUUCCUUCUUUAUGACGUGAUGAAAACAGCGUAGAAUCGUGACUAUGACAUGAAUUAGUGCAUGGUUAUUUUACAUAGUUAGGUCUAGAAUUUUAUGGAGAGAGUAUUUUUUUUUGUAAAAUAAAUAUACAUAUUACUUUUAAAAAGUGCAAUCCUGGCUAAAUUCCACUCUCUUGGUUAAUACUAAAGAUAAAAUGUAAGUCAAUUACAUUAUUAAUUACUAAUACAGAUGUUUUGUGUUUAUUUCUAAUCCAAGCACUUAAGUAGUUUUAUUGUCAAACUUUACUAUUUAAUAUUGGUUAUAGGAAUCUAUAUUUCGUACUCAAAGUGUUACUGUAAUGAAACUUAAAUAUGUUCGUGUACAGUACUCGUCAGUAAAACUAGAGAAGCGUCCGACCCUGCGUGCCGGGCGAGCGCCUCGGGCUCCGGAUGCCGGAUGCCGACAGGUGCUUGCCCAGAGGUGUCGCCGUCGGCGUCGGCGGAGGGUACUGGUUUGAGGUCAUCAUAUUCAUCAGAAGGGAUACUAGCAGAACCCUUAACCUGUUGUAUUUGCCAAAAUUGGGACUGAGAUGCAAGCACGGCAAAAUUAAAUCAUAUGCAAAUUAGGAUUUGCUUUUGGCCAAGAUUCAAAGUUGUAACCACAUCAGGUAAUUGUAAAAAUGUAUUAUCUUGUAAAACUUAUGUUUAAAAAAGGGCAAAGAUGCUGAAAAUUUAAAUCCAACUUUAUUUUCCUACAAGUGUUUAGAAAUGUGCUUCUGGGAUAUGGUAGUAUUACCUGUUCUUGAGACUAAUACAGGACGCGCUUAGUGAUACCACAGCUUUAGCAAACCUACCUCACAGCUGGGUUGAGAGGCUAAAAUACAACUAAUUUUAUACCCUCGAGUGCCUAGAGCAGUCCAAGUGCUGAGUAAUUAUUUGAUGAUUAAAACCAAAUUAACCAAAACUCUGUAAAAAGUGCUUUGAGCUCUACAAAUACCAAGUAUUUAUUGUGGUAUAUCUUUGGAAUGUAGCCAUACAGUGCAAUUACUGAUACCUGUCAUGGGUCACAGCUGUUAUUCAUAGUAACUCAUUGUGAUAGAGAAGUUUGUUUCUUCACUUCCUUGUAAGAAGCCAACUCUAGCAAUUGUAGAAAGCUGGGUUACAUGUCCGUCAGGGAUAUAAAGAAAAAACUCUAUUGUUUGAGGAUACCCCAAAGUAAAAUUCUUUUAACUAAAAGAUCACAUCCAAAUAAGACCUUAACUGCCUAAAACUUAAUAAUUACUGUUUGAUUUUAAAACUCAAAAGAUAAAAUUUUAAGAUGUCUUGAGUAUUUGGGGUGAGGGCCUGUGAGUCUGACUGAGGUGCACACCAUGUACAGUGGGAGCUUGAAGAGCAGCUCAGAUCGCCACUGCGCCAUCCAGACACGUCGGUAUGAUUUCUGGUAAAUGUAGCAAGCUUAUAUAGUCACUUGUUAUAUAUAUCUUAAAAGAUUAGUUUUUCUGUGAUUUUUCUAAAUACUCUGAAAGUAGUUAUGAAUUUUGGAGGCUGGUCUAAGAAACUUGGAAUUGUACAUAUUUUAAAAAAUAUUAAAUCCUCACUUUGAUUCCAUUAUCACUUUUGGGGGUGGGGGUACCUAAUAAGCAUUUUAGAUGAUAAACCGUUCAAUUUACUGAUAGAACAUAUCAUCAAAUUGGGAUUGUUGAGAAUAUUAAGAUGAAAUAUCGUUCAUAGAACCAUAACAAAUUGAGUCUGUAGUUAGAUUUAUAAUCCUAAAAAUUUACCAUUCAUAGAAUUUUUAAAUUGAAUUCUGAGACAUAUAGUUAAGAAAAGCAGUUCAGUAUUUUACGUUUCAUCAAGGGCUUUUAAAAUCUGACGAGAGAAAGGAAAGUCAAUUCCUACAUACACGUGUGUGUGUGUGUAUGUAUUCUGUAACAAUGAAGAGCCACACAGGAGUUAGCUUUUAUGUAGGGGGUGGUUUCUGAAACACAUGUAAGUUGCAGUCAUUAAUAGGAAGCCAAGAACCAGUAGUGUUUUCCUAGAUAGACUCCAUACCCUUUCUUAACAUUAAAUAAGCAUUUUGUAAAUUCCAUUGUACAAUGCUGAAGGACAACAAAAGUGUUCAAAUAAUUGUUACUUCUGCAGGUUGUGAUUUGGUAAUAGAACUAGGAGAGCCAGGAUAAAUGUAGAUGAACAGGAAUAUAGCACCAAGCUUCUAAAUGUUUCAUAAUUUUGCAAAAAAAGAAACAGAGAGAAGAUGAUUUCACCUCCGUUACAAAGUUAGAGUAAGCACUGUUAUAUUUAACUUGCUUUCUUUAAAAAAAAAAAUACGGUAAUUGUAAUCUAAAAUCAUAGAAAACCCAGAUUUAAUAAUAGUAAGUUGACAUGGAAUUUGAUAUUCACUUAGAAGUUGCUGUUGUUCAUUUCAUUUUUAAGAUAUAAAUAUUUUAAAAAUUCUUGAUAGCAAGAGUGAAAGCCCUUUCUCACCCUGGUAGGAAUGGAUGUGUUGGGCCUCUAAAAGUUAGGUUUCUGCUGAAGAGACUCAGCCUUCCCUAGAAAGAUUUUAAUCCAAUGCUCAAUUGUUUGUAAAAUGCUCUAUAUGUUAUCUAUUGUAAUGUAAGUAGUGAAAUUCUGUAUAUACUUACAUUUUCUGUGUCUGUUCCUUGUUGUGAACUUAUGUAUAUUAAAGAAAUAAAUUUUCAGCUUUCA